CCCGUUCGGUUUGAAAUAUCAGCAGCAGCAUGGAAGGCAUGACAUGAUACUUGACAAGCGAGCCAUGGAAGUGGGCUAAUGGAUUGGGUACAGGAGCUCCGGGGCAUCUUCAGUUGCCUCUCCAUGCCAGAGCUUUGCGCAUGCCGCGCAUGCAACCAGGAAUUCAAGGAUGCCAGCCUGCCGAGGCUCUACGAGCUGCAGCUGGCCUUGUUUGAAACCCGCCAAGCUCCGCAAGAGAGGAGGCGAGCGCUCAGCUCCCUGCGCCUCCUUGAGAGCAGCACGCCGAACGCGGUGAACGCGGGGAAUGCGCCCUGGCUGAUGGGCUUGCUCCGCAAGAGCGGCGAGGUCUUGCUGGACUCCACGGAGCACCGCGUCGUCCGCACCGAAGCCGCGCGGACGCUGCACGAGUUGCUCCUUGCCUUGGACGCCGCACGCGUUGGUCUUCUGGGCGAGGAGCUCUCGGCGGUCGUGCGCCGGGCCGUGGCCGAGGAAGCGGAUCGUUAUGUCCGCCGCGUCUUGGUGGAUGCCGCCACGUCGUUAUGUAAGACCUUCGCCCUGCCCAGCGCAUUUGAAGCUUUGGAGUCCUUGUCAAAGGAUGAGGAUUCGACGGUACGCUCAGCGGCCCACUCGGCAAAGAUCGAGCUGGAAGGCGCCCAUGCGACGGACUCGCUACGUCGAUGACGACGGACUGCGUUCUGUCAUGUGCAGUGCACGUGAUCUUGCGUGGGAGCACGACCGUGAUCUUGCGCUGGAAAACAUUGCAUGCUUCUCAAACCCAAACAAUCCAUGGGACUGGAAAAUUUGCC
Durusdinium trenchii is the source of this 806-nucleotide messenger RNA. NCBI's taxonomy places the organism in Eukaryota, Dinophyceae, Suessiales, Symbiodiniaceae. The record is from the annotation of a GenBank genome assembly.